AAGGCUUUAACGCAAUUACCUUUUAAAAAUGUAAAGGUAAGUGCGUAAACACAAUCUCGAUGGUUACCCUGCAGGCUAGGGGGUUUUGUUAGUAUGAUUUUUCCUUUUUCCUUUUUCCUUUCCUUUCCUUUAUUUUCAAUUAUUUUUCAUUACUUUCUUUCCUUUUCCAAUGGCGUACUUUAAUCCACUUCAACAGCAGCAGAUGGGAGGCAAUCCGCCACCAAUGCGCGGUGCCUUUUCACCAAUUGACCCACAGCAGCAGUUCCAGCAACAGCCUCAACAGUUCCAGCAACAACAGUUCCAACAGCCUCAGCCUCAGCAGCAGCAGCAGCAACAAUUUCAGCAACAGCCUCAACAGUUCCAACAGCCGGGCAAUUUGGGCACCCAACCCAACUUUGCCAACCCCUAUGGCGCCUUUGCCCAAAAUCUGCAGAAUAACCAGGCAGCACAACUCGGCAUGCAAUUCGCAGGCAGCGCAAUGAAUGCCAUGCAAGAAAACAUGCAGCAAAACGUAUCGAAAUACGUAAGCAUGCGCCAGCUCAAGCAUUACUUUGAAGUGUCCAACAUUUACGUCCUGGCCAAGCUCAAAACCCUGCUUUUCCCGUGGCUACAGAAGCAAUGGCACAGGCAUGCGGAGAGAGACCAGACCGGCCAGGUGGUCGGGUACAAGGCGCCGCGGGCGGAUAUGCAGUCCCCUGACCUGUAUAUUCCGACGAUGGGGCUGGUCUCGUAUAUUAUCGCGAUUGGUGUGAUUAUUGGGCGUUUGGGCGUUUUCCAUCCGGAAGAUUUGGGGUACACUGCGAGUUCGGCAAUGGGGAUUGUGGUUUUUGAGGUUUUGCUUGUUCGCAUGUUUUGUUAUCUGCUGAAUGUGGGUGCUGAGAUGCAGUUCUUGGAUAUUGUUGCUUAUAGCGGGUAUAAAUUUGUUCCUACUAUUUUGGUCGUUUUGUUGAAACCCUGGGCGCCCUGGUGGAUGACGUGGAUAGCUUUCUUUUAUUUCGGUUUUGCAUUGGCGUUCUUCAUGAUCAGGUCUAUGCGCUACGCCUUGAUUCCCGAGGCCGCCGAAGCUGUCAUGGGCGUGAGCACGCAUAGAAAGCGCAGGGUGCAUUUCUUGUUCAUUAUUGCCAUGAUGCAGUUCCUGUAUAUCUGGGUUUUGAUUCAAUACAAGUCACCAAAAGCUUGAAAGAAAAAUCAAGCUUUUCAAUAAAAUUUCAUUUAAUAUAAAACU
This is a messenger RNA of Kickxella alabastrina, 1225 nucleotides long. Its product is annotated as YIF1-domain-containing protein. Gene Ontology annotation, biological process: endoplasmic reticulum to Golgi vesicle-mediated transport. The transcript has a single exon. The coding region runs from base 170 to 1180 and encodes 336 amino acids. The record is from RefSeq and is a predicted model, not a curated record. Gene Ontology annotation, cellular component: COPII-coated ER to Golgi transport vesicle; Golgi membrane; endoplasmic reticulum-Golgi intermediate compartment. NCBI's taxonomy places the organism in Eukaryota, Fungi, Kickxellomycota, Kickxellomycetes, Kickxellales, Kickxellaceae.